CUUCUUCCUCCUCGCCGCCAUCUCGUGAUUGACCCAGCAGACGAUCAUCGCCAUUUUUUUUUCCUCCAACAUGACCGACCAGCUUUGUAAACUCUUCGUCGGCGGUUUGAACGUGGACACCGACGACGAUGGCCUGCGCAAGCACUUCGAGCAGUACGGCACCCUGACCGACUGCGUCGUGGUGGUGAACAAGCAGCUGCAGCGCUCCCGCUGCUUCGGCUUCGUCACCUACUCGGCGCCGGAGGAGGCCGACGCGGCCAUGGCGGCUAGGCCGCACACCGUCGACGGCAACGCGGUCGAGGUGAAGCGCGCCGUGGCGAGGGAGGACGCGAACAGACCGGAGGCCCUCGCCAAGGUGAAGAAGAUAUUCGUCGGCGGGCUGAAGGACGACAUCGAGGAGGACCACCUGACCGAGUACUUCAGCCAGUACGGCCAGAUCGAGAAGGCCGAAGUCAUCUCGGAGAAGGAGACCGGGAAGAAGCGCGGCUUCGGCUUUGUUUACUUCACCGACCACGACGCGGCCGACAAGGCGGUCGUGGUGAAGUUCCACACCGUGAACGGACACAAGGUCGAGGUGAAGAAAGCCCUCACCAAGCAGGAGAUGCAGGCGGCCGGUAGGACCGGUAUGGCGCCGAGGGGCAGACCGGGCAGAGGCAUGAGGGGGAAUCAAAAUGGCUACGGCAGCAGGGACUACGGCGGAAACUACAACUACGGAAAUGGCGGAGGCUACAACUGCGGCGGCGGCGGCUACGGGGGAGGGUACGGCGGACCGUAUGGGGGUGGCGGCUACGGAGACCAGGGGAGCGGGUACGGAGGUGGAAACGGCUACAAUGAGUUUGGCAGCGGGUACGGCCAGCACUCGUCUGGUUACGGCCCCAUGAAGGGAGCUCCCUUCGGCGGCCAGAGGAGCGCUGCGCCCUACACCAGAGGAGGAGGCGGCGGCGGCGGAUACCCGAGGGGCGGGUACGGCGGCGGCGGCUACUAAAGAGACUACACAAUGGAAACCAAGCGACCCCCACCCCCUCCUGCCUAAUCCGAAACAACGGCAGACACGGACAGAGACCCCCCCUAAUCAUAAUGAAGACCUCAAACCCCCCAGAAACAGGUUGCUACGGUAACCUGGCUAACAUCACCCUGAACACUGACGGGGUGUGUGUGGUUCUCCAACGCCAACGGGGGGACCGGAGAGUGGUUGUGGCCUUUCUCCCCCUCAGGUGAAGUCAGUUUUCACAAAGGAUUCCCCAGUGUGGUCUGAAAUGCAUUUCAAAGAGUCUGAUAUGAUGAUUUUAUUGAAGGUUUUGGUGGGUUUUUAAAAGACUUUUGAUAACACAGUGCCCCAGUGCGACUAUCAGGCUCUUUUUACCGAUGACGAGCACCAACUUUUACUACUGAUGGAGCCAAACAAGCCUUGUAGUUUUUAAUCUUGUGACCUUGGAUUUAUUAAGGUGCUGACGACCCAGGAGAGGAGUUUGCACUCUGGGCACUGUGGGCUUCAAAAUAUAAUAAACAUUUGAUUAUAAUAUUUGUCUUGUGUUUUUUAAACAGUAUAUUAUGUGAAUUUCAUGGCCGUAAGAUGGUUACACUUUCCCCCCAAUAUCAAGACCUGAAAUAUGUGAGGAUAAAUAUACUAUAUUUUGAUAUUUAUGGGCGCCCCUCACCGUUUAAACCAGCAUCAACAGUUCUACCUUAAUGCGCAGAUGUAUUGAUGAGCGUUUGUCUGCAGACUUGGAAGACCAGGAAUGAUGGGAUGUCACAUGUGUCUUUACCGCCAAGUUAAUCAGGAAGUAUACACUGAAGUCACUCUAGAUGGCUCCGCCUCAGUUUGACCUUUUUUAAAGGGCAAUGUUUGUGUACAUUGAUGGACUUUGCGUAACGAACUGUAUAUUAUGUCACCAUACAACCCAGUGGAAACAGAACAAGAUCAACUGACCGUUACUGAACUGUGUAGAGUCAUUUCUCUUUAUUACAAUGCCUUUAAGCUUUUGAAGACAACCAGUGGUGUUGCAGAAUAUCAUGUAAGUAAACAGGCUGAUCAUACAGGUCAGAAGAAUCAACGCCGUCCGGUACACUUGAACAAUCCGAAGUGAGCAAGACAACUCUGCCAUAAACUCUACUUAUGAUUUUUUCAGUUUUUGUUGACUGUAAGGUUUAACGUCUGUUUAUUAAUGAGGUCUUAGUGCGUGCUGCUGUUGUACAGUGGCGUUAAUAUUAUAGCCCUCAUAUGUAAAAGCAGUCCAGUUAAACACUGCUGCACAACUACAAUCUGUUGGUUAAAUGAAUGCUUCAGUGUCAGCAAUAACUGAAACAUUAUAAACUUUGUAAAAGUAGACUGUAUGGCGGCAGUUGUUGUGUUGGCUCUCAUACAAAGUGUACUUAAUGAAGUGGCUGGUCGGUGUGUUUGUAUUUGACCUUAAGUGCACAUGAAAGUUGCGUUGAAGAGGCUCUGGCGGUGCAUAUCAAGUCCAUGGCCUAAAAUAUUUUCUAACACACUUCUGGUUGCUUCAGUCCGAGCCUGUGGCAUCCUGGAGAGCAAAUAUUCAGGUCUUCAAGUCUGCGGACUAAAUGUUGAUCGAUACCCAAAAGAAAAGGCAACAUUCCUGCAGUCUGUGCUGUAGAAGUCGGUCUGGGGUUUUAUAUUAAUUGGUAAAAUUUCAAUAAUGCUCUCAUGUGUAACUAUCAAGAGCGCUUAACGAGCUCUUGAUAAGCAAACAAUACAUCUGACAGUGUGAACGCGAUUCAGCAGAGAUGGCCUCUGUAAUUGGACAACAUUUGGAAAUAUCUGGACCUGAUCUCAAACCAAAACAGAAGUAACUCCCCAGUUUUGGAGGGAAAGGAGCCACAAUCCUGUCUCAUGUACUGUGAAGCUUCAGCAGAGUCCUGUGUGUUUGAUGUUUGACUUCUGACGGGAGUGUAAACUUUACUUUGUUCUGUUACUCUUAUAGGAUAAUGAUGCUUGAUGAUUUCUGACCAUCCCGUAGGAAAAGAAAACAUGUUACGUUGGCGGUGCUUUUUAUGAAUCUACAAUAAAUAUUUAUAUUUUUAUACACCAA
This is a messenger RNA of Larimichthys crocea (large yellow croaker), 3050 nucleotides long. RefSeq names its product heterogeneous nuclear ribonucleoprotein A0. The transcript is spliced from 2 exons. Gene Ontology annotation, cellular component: catalytic step 2 spliceosome. The record is from RefSeq and is a predicted model, not a curated record. Gene Ontology annotation, biological process: mRNA splicing, via spliceosome. The coding region runs from base 71 to 985 and encodes 304 amino acids. NCBI's taxonomy places the organism in Eukaryota, Metazoa, Chordata, Actinopteri, Sciaenidae. Gene Ontology annotation, molecular function: mRNA 3'-UTR binding.